Micromonas pusilla CCMP1545 is the source of this 668-nucleotide messenger RNA. RefSeq lists its product as uncharacterized. The transcript has 2 exons. The coding region runs from base 36 to 470 and encodes 144 amino acids. NCBI's taxonomy places the organism in Eukaryota, Viridiplantae, Chlorophyta, Mamiellophyceae, Mamiellales, Mamiellaceae. The record is from RefSeq and is a predicted model, not a curated record.
CCCGCGCGCGCCACACGAGCCACGCACCGAACACGAUGAACGCCCUCGCCAGCUCCAACGCCGUCUACGCCGCGCCCAAGGUCGCGACGACGUCUCUGACGUCGCGCAAGACCACGCGCGCGCUCGCGUCCAGGCCGCUCCAAACGAGAGCGCGCGUCUCCGUGAUCACGACCGCGAAGGAGACGAUCGACCGCACGACCGGCUACAUCAACGCGGACAACUCCGGGUCCGGGAACAUCUUCGCAAUCGAGCCCAAGCAGCUGUACACCGAGUCGCCCACCUCGGACAAGUACGCGAAGCGGGGACUCGGCGGCAUCCCGGGUAUUCUCCUCGCGUGCGGCAUCCUCGCGGGGGUGUACUUCGCGACGCAGACCCUGAACGGGUUCGAGGCGGGGAACCAGGAGUUCGUGGGGUUCGAGAAGACGGGGAAGAGCCUGUCGUACUACAUCGAGGAGUUCGAGAAGAAGUAAUGUGAGAGGCGGGAGCGCGAAGGAUCGAUUCGAUUAAAUUGAUGAGACGACUUUUUUGCCGGCCGGCGCGCGAACGCGGACCGUAUGAAGAUACCGUGCCCGACGGUGGGGGCGACCUGACGACGCGAACCCAUCGCGCGACGUUUUGUUUUGUUUGUAGCAGCGAGAGUAUGUAACGAGAGCUAGUGUUUUCCCCGC